UUUGGAAAUUUCUACUUUUGUGCCCCAAUACAAGAGCUUUUUUCCACAGAAGGUGUGCAUUGCUUCGUUAGAUAUACUCGCCGAGCCCUCAAUUAGAAUAACCUAGCGAUUUUGCCUUCACCUUGCAACCUCACUGCUGACGGUAGUUUCCUUGCAUCGACGGUGGUUUCCUUGCGUCGCCGCCCUUCGACGUCCACUCACUUCGACAGUUGUCGCCCCGUUCAACUUCACUGCCGCCAGUUGCCGCCACUCACGAUCUGGGCAUUGAUUACUGUCAACUCCAGUAAAGAUUGGGCAAGAAACAGAGACUGAAGUACUAGUUUCAGGCACAGGAUUAGGUGGAAAUCCUACCAGAAAGGCGCAAGUUGGGAAAAGCUAAGAGGACAGCGCGUGACUUUACUCAUUGGGAGAUCAUCUCCACACUUCAAGAAAGCAUGUGUGAAGGCAUUAUUUUGAUAUAACGUGGCCACUGUCUUUUUUUCCAGCCCCUAACAAGACCUCUGAUGACCCAUGUGCAUCGCAGAAAAGGUGAGAUAUGACCACAUACAUGCUUGGUUUCAGAGGCAUACGCGGGAAAGUAAUAUUUGGAAGAGGCGCGAUUUUAAAGCCUGGAGAGUGGGUGAACUGGUGCCAGUCUAUGACCUCGGAAGUGACAGGAGUUGUACAUCAGUAUUUCGUGGGUUCUAAAGGCCAGUUCAUGUCGACUGCUCUGGGUUCCAGAUUAAGACUGACUGAUUAAGCAAGGAGAUUUAGAAUCCAGGGUUCUGAAUCAGAAGACCAAACUCCAAGUACGCACACCACAGUUUCUGAACAUACUGGAGUCCCACCACACUUGUUCACCUAUUUGGCUGAAGAACUAACCAACUCAGACAAUAAAAGGAAAUACAACAAUGGUGAUUAGAGGCAAAAGAGGUCGGGGUCUUCAACACAGACGUCCACUAAUUGUCACAUCAAGCCCUAUUGACGAAGUUCCAGAGUUGGUGCCUCCAACAAGGAGCCUAAGAGAUGAGGAAGAUCCCAUAGUUGAUGCCUCAACUGAAGCAGUACCAGAGGUGGGUGUAGAAGAGUCCAAUCAUGAUGUACAACAUGAUGACAAUGAGGGGGAUAACAUCACAGACUUGGCAGUUCCACCCAUUAAAAAACGAGGCCGAGGGCCUGCGAAGGGUACAUCAUUUGAAAGGUUGAGAAAGUUUGGUAAGAUCCCUUUAAACAUAAAGGAUGGGCAUAGGGGUCCAUCAUGUGAAAAUGCCACUAUAUUCAGUAGUUGAGUGAGCUGGAUUAUAAGAGUACAUGCUGAAAUGCGGCAUGCUAGUUGGAGUGUGGUAGACAACAAGGAGAAGCAUGAGCUCAUCAAUCGUGUUAGAGGUGAUUUUAUCUUGGAUUGGUCAAAAGACAAUCAUCGAGAGGCUGUAGUAAACACACUCGCUGAUAGGUACAAUGCGUACCAUUAUGAACUACACAAGCAUUACCUUAAAUAUGCAUCGCAUGAGGAGGCAGUAGCUGGUCGAAGAUCGUCGGUGGAACCACAUGUUUGGGAGUGGCUAUGUGAUAGGUGGGCUAGCGGGAAAUUUAAGGAGCAGUCUCGUAGAAACACAAAUAAUAGGAAAAAACAGAAGGUCAAACAUACUGGUGGGAGGAAAUCUUUUGUCAGGAUUAUGGAAGAGAAUGGUGAGGAGGCACCGAAUAUGAUUGCCUUUUACAAAGAAACACAUUGGUCUAAGGAGAAGGGGAAAUUCAUCAAUGCAGCAAGUGAACACAAUUAUAAUCUGAUGGUAGAGAGGUUGAAUGAGAAAGAGACUGAAGAGGCUCAGGAUACUGAUGUUGCUGCUGAUGUUUUCAAAGAGGUCUUAGGGUAUAAAUCUGGCUAUGCACAAGGGCAGGGCCACUCAGUCAUUCCUGAGCCCUCCCCUUUUAUGCAAAAAAAUAAGGCAUUUAAACGAUUGGCCGAGGAGAAUGUAAGAAACAAGACUUUUGCAAACAUUUACAAGACUCAACUAGAGUCAAUUUUGGGUGAUAUGGCUGAUCUGCGCAAACAGUUUUCUGAGCAUGAAAAACAACUAAACAUGAUAAACUCACAGUUGGAGUCAAAUAGAGAGUCUCAAGAAGAGGCUCCAGGAGAUGCUUAGGCAUCUCUCAUAUGGUUGGGAUUUUUUGAGUGUUGGGGACUUUUGUGUUUUUUUUCCCCCUAUGGAAAUGGCAGUUAGUUAAAUGUCAAUGGUUAAGAAGGAGAUUGUGGGCAGGUUGGGGUGUUUUGAUAUAAAGUGUGGGAGGUGGUUAUAUAAGUAGGCUUUUUUUUUUGCCAUCAUAACCUGGUAAUGUAAUGGAAGUUGCUGCAUGCAAACGUUUCGUGAUGGUAUGCAUCAGGGAUAUUGCUGCAUGCAUGUAGGUAGCUGCAUAUACUGAAUGGUUCCAACAGUGCACAGUUCUGUAAGUAUAUGACAACCCUUGCAUCACAGUUGAACAUGACCUCGACAGUUCACAAAGAGAAGUGAAAAAUAGAACUGGAUAGGAGCUCCAGAUCCAGUACUAAUGGUCUUCUUUAUUCACAAUAUACGGGAAUCUGAUCCUGAUAUAGAGGCUGCAUUGGUACAUGUGGAUGAGUGCAAUGGAGAUAUGGGGAGAUUUAAUUUGGAGAAAAGUUCAUCAAAUGGAUAUAUGUAGACAAGUUCAUAUAGUUGUUUUAUGGGCUAUAUAUACAAUAGUUGUAACAAUCAAGCUGAUGACCCUGUCUUGUCCCUCCCACACAGUGAACAUUGAUGUAUUUCCAUUUCCUUAAAUGGACAGUAUUCAAGUGGUGAAUUAACUUAUAUAUAUAUAUAUAUGAACAGUACCUGAUAUUUUAUA
Molecule: messenger RNA, 2844 nt
Organism: Juglans microcarpa x Juglans regia
Lineage: Eukaryota; Viridiplantae; Streptophyta; Magnoliopsida; Fagales; Juglandaceae
Exons: 12
Coding region: 1299-2126 (275 amino acids)
Source: RefSeq, a predicted model, not a curated record